CACACACUCCACACACGCACACUCUCUCUCUCUCCACACUCUCUCUCUCUCUCUCCACGCACUCUCUCUCUAUCUCUCUCUCCACACACUUUCUCUCCACACACACACACACACUCUGUCUUUCCACACACACUCUCUCUCUCUCUUUCUCUCUCUCCACACUCUCUCUCUACAUACACACACACACACACUCUCUCACACACACAUGUCUUUUCCCCAAACAGUUAACGUUAGCUGUUUAUCUUUUGAGGACUUGACUGGUUUUUCAUCAUGUGUUUGAAAAAUGCUGGGGUGCUUCGCGAAUGGUUUACUGCACAGGACUCCUUGCCUUGCUGCUGAUCAUACUGGAGUGGAUUCGGCCUGGCCUACCCUCCCCUUUGCGGCCUAUCUGUGACCUGCGUGUUCUCAACCACUUCAUUAAGGAAGCACGGGAUGCUGAGGCUGCUUUGAGGUUUUGUACAGAGGAAUGCAGUAUUGCUGUACCUCUCACAGUUCCUCUGACCAGAGUGGAUUUUGAUGUUUGGGAAAAGAAAAAUACAGAGGAGCAGGCUCAAGAAGUGCAGACAGGACUAUGGUUGUUAAACAUGGCCAUCAGCUCAUUAGGUGCAUCCAUCACCAACUCUGCACUCCACUCCCACAUAGAAGCCAGCAUCAGAAACAUUGCCAGCCUCAAGCAGGUGCUGCGCAGCCUCAGUAUACAGGACUAUGUGCCUACAAGUGGUGGGACAGAGGAGACAUGGAAAGUAUCUUCGGCCUCAGAGCUCUUCCAGGUCCACAUCAACUUCCUGCGUGGGAAAGUGCGCCUUUUGCUCUCCAAUGCACCAAUCUGCCAGCAACAUAUCAGAUGAAUGGAGCAUGGACAAGACAUAAACCGAACUGAUUGGAGCAGACUGUAAUAAAAGGCGGGACAUUAGUACUAAACUGUCGAGGGCAUCAUGCUCGCCUGUAUGUUGGAAGCUGGAGCACUUUCUCACCAUGAAUGAAAAAUGGAACAAUAUAUUUAUCUUCAAGAACCCUAGAUGGUCAUAGGACGUAGUUCUCUUCACUGCUGCCCUGACCAACGCUGCACACGUUUCUGUACAUGAUGCAGCCUGUCACUCCUUUCUCCCCAUUUGACUGACAUUUGUUAUAUCUCAGAUGCAUCUGCAUCAACCCUAAUCAGAUACCACUUUUAAUAAUUUUUUACAGUGUAUUUGUGUGGAUUUUAUGAUGCUCAAUAUUUAUAUAAAUUUCUACAAGCUGGAUUAUGGGUUAUGCUAUAGAUUAUAUACUAUAGAGUAUGAGGAAGCCAUCUGCUUUCUGUCUUACCCUUUAACACCUCUAAAAAUAGACCUGCUGCUUUUUAGUCAUAUUUAUCAAUCUCAGUAAUGCACUGAUUUUAUAUAGAUUGUGUGUGUGUGUGUGUGUGUGUGUGUGCGGGCGGGCAACAGUGAGUGAAUAUGAGUAUUUUGGGGAAUGUGUGUGAGAGAGAGAAUGAGAGAGAGAUGGACAUAUCAGUGGACAGACUGUUUACAGGUCACUUCUGGUGAGAGGAAGAGACCACAUAGUUACGCUUUUGGGGGGAAACUGGGGGGGGGUUUGUGAGGGCUGAUGAGACUGUGUGUUGAUUAUAAGUGUCUGCAUUGGCUUCACGUGCAAACGCACAGCACCGCACAGAGAAUGGCCAGAAAAAAUAUUGCGUCACUGCCAGGAAAAAUAUUGAUUGGUUUGUAUGAAGAACAUCCUGCAUGACUCCUGCUCUGUUCACAGUCUGGUGUAAUGGCCUGGGAAACCUUUGGGUAGUUGACAUUUGUCUAAUGUUUCUCUUUGCGUUCCAGGCUCGGAUUGGUCAUUCUUGUUUGUCGUCUCUGUCUUUCUUUUAACAAUGUUUUCGCUGUUGGGUUCGUUUGUGAAUCAGUGUGUAAGGACGGAAGUGAGUAAUACUACUUUCCUGUUUGUUACUGUUGUUUGCUUCUUUUACCAAUUGUCCUAUUUGGUUAAUAAAAUGCAAAAUAUUAUUCUGAAAAGUAGUUGAAGGAAAUCAAGGAAACAAUA
This is a messenger RNA of Ictalurus furcatus (blue catfish), 2034 nucleotides long. It is a transcript of the gene epoa, whose product is annotated as erythropoietin a. Gene Ontology annotation, biological process: nucleate erythrocyte development. The coding region runs from base 303 to 848 and encodes 181 amino acids. Gene Ontology annotation, molecular function: erythropoietin receptor binding; hormone activity; cytokine activity. The transcript is spliced from 5 exons. Lineage: Eukaryota; Metazoa; Chordata; Actinopteri; Siluriformes; Ictaluridae. The record is from RefSeq and is a predicted model, not a curated record. Gene Ontology annotation, cellular component: extracellular region.